AUGGACAACACAGACCCGUAUUUACUGAACUUUAAAGGCUGUUAUUUUCAACGUUCUUUACUUGAUGUUGACCUUAUAGAACAUUUAGAUGAUUUUGAAAUUAGAGAUGAUGAUGUGUUUAUAAUUACAUAUCCAAAAUCUGGUACAAUCUGGACUCAGCAGAUAUUAAGCUUGAUUUAUUUUGAAGGCCAUCGUAACAGAAGUGAAAUGGUGAACACAUGUGAUAGAGUCCCCUUCCUGGAACACAGUUCACACAAAGUGGACCAUGUCAACAGACCAUCCCCUCGUCUCUUCACUUCCCACAUCCCAUAUUAUUUAGCACCGAAAGGUCUCAAGAAGCAAAAAGCUAAAAUUAUUUACAUCUAUAGAAACCCCAAGGAUGUUUUGACUUCAUAUUUUCAUUUUUCAAAUUGGUUAGUUACAUUUGAACCUUCAGAUAACAUAGAACAUUUCAUGAAAAGGUUUCUAGAUGGAAAAGUGAUGGGAAGCCUUUGGUUUGAUCACAUCAGAGGCUGGUAUGAACACAGACAUGACUUCAAUAUUUUGUUCAUGAUGUAUGAGGAGAUGAAGAAGGAUCUCAGAAGUUCUGUGCUUAAAAUCAGCAGUUUUCUUGAAAAAGAACUGAAUGAAGAGGACUUGGAUGCUGUUGUGAACCAGGCUACAUUUCAGAACAUGAAGCUUGAUCCACAAGCAAAUUACGAUUAUAUUCUAAAAUCUGAAAACUGGACAAGAACAAAUGAAGGAGAUUUCUUGCGCAAAGGUACCAUCGGAGACUGGAAACAUCACUUGACCGUGGAGCAAAAUGAAAGAUUUGACAGAAUAUUCCAAAUGAAGAUGAAAGAUUUUCCCUUGAAGUUCAUCUGGGAUAUAAAUGAGGAGUAG
Balaenoptera ricei (Rice's whale) is the source of this 882-nucleotide messenger RNA. Its product is annotated as amine sulfotransferase-like. Gene Ontology annotation, biological process: sulfation. Gene Ontology annotation, cellular component: cytoplasm. The transcript is spliced from 6 exons. Lineage: Eukaryota; Metazoa; Chordata; Mammalia; Artiodactyla; Balaenopteridae. The coding region runs from base 1 to 882 and encodes 293 amino acids. Gene Ontology annotation, molecular function: sulfotransferase activity. The record is from RefSeq and is a predicted model, not a curated record.